GAGCGGGGCGGGUGGGCCGGGGGCAUGGGUCGCCCGGAGAAGGGCUGCCGGCAAUGGGGGCAGCCCCGGGCUCGGUCCUCGGCUGCGGGGGCAUCACGGUGUCCUCCGGGGGCGAGGGGUCAGCAGGGGCUCUGCACCUCCGUCCCAUCUGCUGAAGGAAACGCCCGCCCGUGGGUCUCUCCCGGGGAGGGCUCCCCGCAAGGACCAGGGUGAUGUGCCGGGCGUCCUCACCCGGUCACGCGUGGGGGACCCUGGGAGUGUUGGGGGCCCAUCUCCCCUUGCCUGCCCUCCUCCAGGAGGAGGCCUGAGCCUCUGCCCCCGGCAGCCGCCCGGCCCGGCGGGGAAUGGAGCCCGGCAGGUCGGUGCCGGCGGAGCAGAAGCUCCGCAAGCCCUCGCAGCGGGCCAGGAUCCCGGCGCCUUUCUUCACCCACCCGGAUGGGGCGGCCGAGCCGGCGGACCCCCCCGGGCAGGACCCCGCGGAGGCGGACGCGGACUUCCUGGUGCCCACGCACGACGAGCGGGGCCGCCCCAUCCCCGAGUGGAAGCGGCAGGUGAUGGUGCGGCGGCUGCGGGCCCGACUGGCGGACGAGGAGUCGGCGGGCAGCCAGGACGCGAGCUCCUGGCGCUUCUCGCCCUCCCGCCAGGCCGUGCUAGGCCCCUUCGGGGAGCUGCUGACCGAGGCAGACCUGCAGCAGCUGGAGCGGGCGGUGGAGAGCCUGCGGCUGCGGCGGCGGGGUGAGGCGUACCAGGGCGAGCUGCGGCGCCUGGCGCGGGAGCUGCGCGCCCUCCUGCCCGCCCCGCUGUUCAGCAUUACCGUGCGGAGCGCCCCGCCCGGCCCCGGGCAGCCCCUGCCCCUCUGGUGUGGCCGCCUGGCCGGCGCCGUCAGCAGCCUGGCCGCGCUGCUGGCCCACGCCGAGGGGGCGCGGAUCGCCUCCCCCGCCGCCGCCGCCGCCGCCGCCGCCCCCCCCGGCGCCGCCGGCGGGCAGCCCCGGGAGCCGGCGGGCAGCCUGGCGCAGCGGGAGAUCCGGCAGUGCGGAGUCUGCGUCCGCAGCCUCCGCGGCGCCUUCGAGCCCCCGUGGGGGGCGGCGGAGGGGAAGGCGGCCGGGGGGAGCGGUGCGGAGGCCGCCAGCGACUCCGGCAUCAGCUGCGAGGAGGCGUUUUCCGACGGCGGCGGCUCCCCGGGGCCGGGGCCGGGGCCGGAGUGGGGCAGCCUGAGGAAGGAGCGGAUCGUGAUGCUCUUCCUGAGCCACUGGAGACGGUCCACCUACGGGCCCCCCCCGCCGGCCGCCGGGGACCCCCGGGAGGCAGCGGGGACCGGGGAGAGGGGGGCGGCCCGCCUGGCGCGGCAGAGGGCUGCCAUCCAGCGGCUUCUGGGCGGCUGGCGGGAGGCCGCCUCCCGUCGCCCCCCGCCCCCCGCCGCCGGCCGCGCCCCGCUCUCCCCGGAGCAGUUCGUGGAGAGGGCCGGGGGGGGGCCGGCCGACUACGAGAGCCUGACGCUGGAGCUCUUCAUGCUGGGCUAUUUCCGCAUCCUGGAGCAGGAGCUGCCCCCCGAGGAGCGCCGCGGCCGCCACCUCCUCUGCUUCGAGGUCUUCGAGCAGCUGGGCCGGCACGGCUGGCGGGCGGUGCGCGCCUUCCACCGCGCCGUCACCGACGAGAUCGCCGCCGGCCGGCGGGGCUGGCAGGACGGCUUCGACGACAUCAAGGCGAAGUAUUUCGGCUCCCCCCAGAGCUCACCUCGGCGGCCGGGGGAGGCCGGAGGAGAGGGGGAGGAGAUCUGCCGCUACAUCGACCGCAGCUUCGCCUUCUGGAAGGAGAAGGAAGCCGAGAUCUUCAGCUCGGAGGAGUGAUGCCCGCUGGCGGGGGGGCGGGAGGGCUGCGUGAAGCCGCGGGCUGCAAUAAACGCCUUUCCGGUUCUGUCCGA
Molecule: messenger RNA, 1921 nt
Organism: Harpia harpyja (harpy eagle)
Lineage: Eukaryota; Metazoa; Chordata; Aves; Accipitriformes; Accipitridae
Gene: ESPNL
Product: espin like
Exons: 3
Coding region: 345-1847 (500 amino acids)
Biological process (GO): actin filament bundle assembly
Cellular component (GO): cytoplasm
Molecular function (GO): actin filament binding
Source: RefSeq, a predicted model, not a curated record